AUGUCCCUCCGCCUGGGCGCGGACGACGACAACACGGCGAAGCUGGAUCGCGACACACUCCGUUCACUCUUCACGGAUUUGUUUUCUGCUAGGAGUGACACAAGUUCUAGCACAGUGGAAUGGGCAAUGGCGGAGUUGCUUCAAAACCCAACUUCAAUGGUUAAAGCUUGCAAUGAGCUUGCUACAGUUAUUGGCUCAAGAAGAAACAUCGAAGAAUCUGAUAUUGGUCGGUUGCCCUAUCUUCAAGCUGUGGUAAAAGAAACUUUUAGACUACAUCCUUCUGUCCCAUUGCUACCACGACGUGCUCCGAUCGAUACAAAAAUAAUGGGGUACACCAUUCCUAAAGGUUGCCGUAUGUUCAUAAAUGUAUGGGCAGUUAGUCAAGACAAAGAAACAUGGCCCGAACCCGAGAAGUUUAUGCCCGAGCGAUUUUUGGGAAAGACAGUUGAUCUAAGAGGUGGGGACUUUGACCUCAUCCCAUUUGGCGGAGGGCGUCGGAUCUGCCCUGGAAUGCCAUUGGCAAUUAGGAUGGUGCAUCUACUUCUUGGAUCGCUGUUAAAUCAAUUCACAUGGAGGCUUCCAGUUGAGUUUGAAGGAAAAGGAGUUGGCAUGGAUGAAAAAUUUGGCCUGACCUUAAUCAAGGUUGUGCCUCUAUGCGCUAUGGCUACACCAAUAUGA
Messenger RNA from Miscanthus lutarioriparius, 678 nucleotides. Lineage: Eukaryota; Viridiplantae; Streptophyta; Magnoliopsida; Poales; Poaceae. The record is from the annotation of a GenBank genome assembly.